This is a messenger RNA of Scatophagus argus, 3032 nucleotides long. RefSeq names its product synaptotagmin-2 (gene syt2b). The coding region runs from base 156 to 1457 and encodes 433 amino acids. The transcript is spliced from 9 exons. Gene Ontology annotation, molecular function: calcium-dependent phospholipid binding; clathrin binding; phosphatidylserine binding. Gene Ontology annotation, biological process: synaptic vesicle endocytosis; cellular response to calcium ion; regulation of dopamine secretion. Gene Ontology annotation, cellular component: synaptic vesicle membrane; dense core granule; axon. The record is from RefSeq and is a predicted model, not a curated record. Lineage: Eukaryota; Metazoa; Chordata; Actinopteri; Scatophagidae.
GUGAGAGGAGACUGCAGUCACUGCCUAUGGGAGAGAUCAGACUAUGUUACCACAGCUCUGAGACGCUUUAGCCCAUACAGUUAUUGAUAUUGGAUGGGCCACCUUGCGAAGGGGAAUACCACAUUUGACUGGGACGCUGCACCUAGUCUUUGACAAUGAAGUUCAACCUGUUCAGAAGGCCACAGGCUGUGGCAGCCGCCGAGCCCACUGGUGUCACCACCAUGGCCAUGGCUCCCACCCCGGCUGUCGUCUCCACCUCUGCACCAGAGACCCCUGGCUCCAACAACACAGAGAUCAACAAGAAUGACAUGUUUGAAGAGAUCAAGAGCAAAUUUUUGAAUGAAAUUGAUAAAAUCCCAUUGCCUCCAUGGGCUCUGAUUGCCAUCGCUGUGGUGGCUGCAUUGCUCAUGCUUACCUGCUGCUUCUGCAUAAUCAAAAAAUGCUGCUGCAAGAAGAAGAAGAACAAGAAGGGAAAGAAGGGCAAGGAUGGCUUCAACAUGAAGAACAUGCAAGGUGGUGAGAAACUCCAGGACGAUGAUGAUGAUGAGGGAGAGACCGGACUGACUGAGGAGGAGAAAGAGGAAGAGGAAAAAGAACAAGAGAAACUGGGGAAGCUGCAGUAUUCUAUAGAUUAUGACUUUGAGAAUACAAAGCUCACAGUUGGCAUUCUUCAAGCUGCGGACCUCAUGUCCAUGGACUCAGGCGGUACCUCUGAUCCUUACGUUAGAGUCCUGCUCCUACCCGACAAGAAAAAGAAGUUUGACACCAAAGUCCACAAGAAAACACUGAACCCUGUCUUCAAUGAGACAUUUGUAUUCAAGGUGCCCUAUGAGGAGCUCGGUGGAAAGACUCUGGUGAUGUCUGUUUAUGACUACGACCGAUUUUCCAAGCAUGAUGUCAUUGGUGAGGUGAAGAUUCCAAUGAACACCAUCGACCUUGGUCGGCCAAUUGAGGAAUGGCGGGAUCUGGAGAGUGCCGAUCAGGAGGAGCCUGAGAAACUUGGAGACAUCUGUAUCUCCCUCCGUUACGUGCCCACCGCUGGGAAACUCACUGUCUGCAUCCUGGAGGCAAAGAAUCUGAAGAAGAUGGACGCCUGUGGAUUAUCUGAUCCUUAUGUAAAGAUCCAGCUGCUGCAGGGGGGUAAGCGUCUGAAGAAAAAGAAGACUACAGUGAAGAAGAACACCCUGAACCCUUACUAUAAUGAAUCCUUCAGCUUUGAGAUCCCGCUGGAACAGAUGCAGAAAAUCUUGGUGGCAGUCACAGUGUUUGAUUAUGACAAGAUUGGUAAAAAUGAUGCCAUUGGAAAGAUCUUCGUGGGCAGUAAGGCAACCGGCCUAGGUCUGAAGCACUGGUCUGACAUGCUGGCAAAUCCACGUCGUCCCAUUGCCCAGUGGCAUCCAUUGCAGCCAGAGGAGGAUAUUGAUGGUCAGCUGGCAGCUUUGGCUGCAAAGAAGUAACAUGCUCCACCAACCAGCUAAUGCACUAACUCAGAAAUCCAACCCCCACCCCUACUUUGCAUGAAACCCAUGACUUAACACAUGACUACUCGUCAUGAAACCUGCUCAGCAAAAAAGAGACAUCUAAGAAUAUCCGUCAACUCAUGGUUAAGUCGAAGAAACUCUUUUUAAGCAUCACAUGACAUCACAUUCACACUUUAGUGUAUGCUGAGAGGAGUGGCGUUGAGUUAUCGGGUGACUGGUUCAUGAAUGAUCAACUUUUGGUCUUUUGUUUGUUUGAAGAAACUUAGAAACAUAUUCGUAGGGUGCUGACAGUGAACGAAAGUCUUGGUGAAGACAGUGCUGGAAAUAAAGCUUUAGUUUAGUUUAUAGAGCAUGCUUUACUUACCUCCCCACUGCUGCUCUGCCUACACCAUGCCCAGUAUUGUAUCUUGCUAAUAAUUGUGCUAUAACUUGCAAUAGAAAGUACUGUAGCAUUGGGUUAUUUAAUGCAUAGAGUAAAUUUAAGUCUAUUGAAACAGCAAAGAUUUAAUUGAGAAUGAAUGAGGCCGAGGUCAAGGACUGCAGCGAUCUGUGGUGCAAUAUAUUUUCAAAAAAAAUCCUGCAUAUAAAUGAUUGUGUUCAUUAUAUUCACUCACCUUUGAGAAGGAGACAAAUACAGUGCAAGUACAGCAUAAUACAGUAUGGCAGUGGUGACACAGCUGUCUCAUUUAAGUUGCUUGUUUUGUGUUGCCAUGAAGGCACAUCUAUGCAUUUAUGUUCGACAUACAUUUCUGUGUCUUCAGACAGAUCUAAUGUAGGACAGGAAUACAAGGGUGCCUUUCCUUAUGACAAACAGGAUGAUUCAUUGUUUAAUCAAGAAGGGAAGCUUUUACAGAGUGAAUAUCAUUUAAAUGGAGUCAGGGAAACUGUGAAUGUGCCAUCUGCAAUCAGUCUUGAGCUAUGUUGACCACUUGGAUGUAAAACCUUACUUAUCUGUAGACAAAGUAAGGAUAUUUGAAGGCUUACCAAUGAUGUUCAAACCAAUUAUAACUAUGCUUCUUUUAAACCGGUUCAUGAAAACAGUGCCAUCUAACAUAUCUUUGUUUUCCAUUAAACAGAUUAAAUGUCUUUCUUUGACAAAUGUUUUAGUUUACCAAACAUACUGUUCUACACCUUAAUAUUUUAACAGCCUCUGGUGAAACAACACGAGCAUUUCUGUCAAAGAUAAGAUGUUUUUAUACAGAACUGAAUUUGAAAUGUGAGAUGUAGCUGCACUUUUUAAGAGAACAUGAAUUCAAGUACAAGACACAGGUUUGUAAAAUCUCAACAGGGCAAGCAACAGGCAGACAUAUAGUACAAUAAACAUAUUUUGGACCAUCUGCUUUAACCAAACAGAGCUGCAGAAUCUAGCAUGCCCCCUAGUAUUUCAUGUUGUUUGGUUCGUUCACUCAUCAGCCACAUGCUUUGUAAACUUGGAGUGCUGCAACAUGUUACAUGUCAUGAUGAUGGUCAGGUGAUGUGCAGAGGUAUGGAGGCAAAAAAUGCCAUGAGGAUUUGAAUUUUAGAAGCAACUCAACACCUAAUUUUGAAGUU